Messenger RNA from Pichia membranifaciens NRRL Y-2026, 1054 nucleotides. RefSeq lists its product as hypothetical. The coding region runs from base 31 to 933 and encodes 300 amino acids. Gene Ontology annotation, biological process: nucleotide-excision repair; DNA replication; double-strand break repair via homologous recombination. The transcript has a single exon. Gene Ontology annotation, cellular component: chromosome, telomeric region; DNA replication factor A complex; site of double-strand break. The record is from RefSeq and is a predicted model, not a curated record. NCBI's taxonomy places the organism in Eukaryota, Fungi, Ascomycota, Pichiomycetes, Pichiales, Pichiaceae.
CCCCAAGACAGUGAUCGGCAGACAGCAGACAUGAGCGGAUUCAACCCUUACAGUGACGGAACAGGCUACGGCGGAUACAACGGCGGGAGCUCGGGCGGCCAUUUGGACGGUGGCUUCGACCACAACGGUGGCAACCACGGCGACAACAACGACUCCCAAUUCGGCGGCGGCAGCCAGGGGAAACCCAACUAUGCCAGACAGUUCAUUGUUCCCGUAACCAUCAAGAUGCUCAACGAGGCGACCUUGGAAGGCGGCCACGACGGGAAUUACUUCUCGCACGGCAUCGAGCUCUCGUACGUGCGAUUCAUCGGCGUCAUCAGAGAGGUGGAUACCCAGAACACCACACACACAAUGUACAAGUUGGAGGACGGAACCGGCACGGUGAGCAUCCGGGCGUGGAACAACGACAUGUCCGACAGUCAGAACGGGAACAUGGACGUUGGGGACGACGACGACAACAACGACAACGGCCCUGGCUUCAAGCAGCCUCAGUUCUCCACAAACGACUACGUCGAGGUGGUGGCUACCAUCAAGGAAUUCAACAACAAGCUGCAGAUCCAGACUCAGCGCUUGGCGAAAAUAACAAACUUCAACUCCGUACCUUACCAUUUGCUUAACGUGGCCAAGCACUUCUUUGUCACCAAGAACGCCAGCGCUCCAAACUCUGCCAACAGUAACGAUCCCUUGAGUAAACCACAGGACUCGCUCUUUGUCUCGGAGGCCAGCAACGGCAAUGCUGCCAAGUCUCUGUCUGAUCGUUUGUUCGAUUUCAUCAAACAGCACAGCCAAACCAUGAGUGACGGUGUGCCUAUGCAAUUCAUGGCUCACGAGCUUGAUAUGUCUCUGGAUAAAGUCGAGAACGGUAUCUCUGAGUUGGUAGAGGAAGGCCGUAUCUUCUCAACCACCGAUGAUACCCAAUACUUGCCUUUGUAAUUUAACCUUUUCUUAAAAUUUGUCCUUCCUUCCUUCUUUCUUUCUCUCUGUCCUUUAGUUAAACUAGUUAGUUGUGUUUCAUUCGAUUAAAUUUUACGUACCUUUCUCCUACACGGAAAAU